CAAACUGGCACAGAUAUUUUUGAGUGGAAGGCUCAUAUUGCUCGCUCUGUAAACCAGGAAGCAGCAAAGCAAGAUCAGCUGAAGACGAUAAGUACUAAUCAGAACUGUGCACUGGUAAUAAUGGACUGGGCAAUGAAGUUCCUUCAGCUUAAAUAUCGUGAGAAGCAGUCAGAUUGGUUUGGAAAGAGAGGAUUGAGUUGGCACAUCUCCACGGUGAUCACAUGUGAUCCAAACCUUGAAGGUAGACUAGAACGGCGGUCGUAUGCCCCUCUGUUUGACGCAUGCCAGCAGGACUGGUUCGCUGUGUGUUCCAUCACAGAAAGCACACUGAGAGAAAUUAAGACCGAAAAGCCUCACAUCACCUGGGUUUAUCUGCGGUCAGAUGAAGCUGGCUGUUAUCAUAAUAACCCCCUCAUUGCAGCAGCAAGAGGAAUUGGUAAGCGGGUUGGUUUAGAAGUUUGUCGGUACGACUUUUCAGAGCCACAAUAUGGCAAGGAUGUAUGUAAUAAAAUUCUGUGUCUGAUGAAAACAUGCAUCCGACGUUUCUGCAACGAAGCACACGACAUUCUAUCAGCGGGAGACAUGAGGAGGGCACUUUCUGAAAGACCAGUGAAAGGUACAUCCGCAUGCUUUUGCGAAGUUGACGAGGCGAAGAUAACCCUAGAAGUGAACAAGAUAGAUGGUUUUAGCAAGCUUCACAAUGUCCAGUUUGAGGAGAAAGGUAUUCGUGUGUGGAGGUCGUACCGAAUAGGGAGCGGCAAGGAAAUCUCUUUUGACCAGCUGGUGUUAAAGGGCCAAGGGGACACUGGUAUCGUUGUUAGUGAAAAAAUUUUCCCUCUUCAUGAUGCACGUGUUUAUCAAUGCUCAGAUCCUGUAACAGAGAGUUCAGAAGAAGAGAAUGAAUGGGACGAUUCGAAUAUAAGCAUGUUUGAAUGUUCCGAACCUGGAUGCGUGAAGAGUUUCGAAACAUUUUCAGAGCUCGAGUCACAUUUGGACGUAGGGGAUCAUUGCGUCAAAGAUGAAAGGCCGUCAGAAAAGCUUUAUGACAAGCUUCGAAGAGAUUGGGCAGACAGAUUUACUACGUUAGUCAACGUCACUGAAAAUGAACCGUCUGAAUCUAAUAUCCGCCAAAGUGGAAAUGUCUCAAUAACCGCGUUGCACACUGUCAUUAUGGGCUAGGCCCUACACAGGCCACGAGCAGGAUCCAUUAGAUUAACUGACAAAGUUAAGAAAUAUCUAACUGCAAAGUUUGACCCAGGGGAACAAUCAGGGCUAAAAGCUGACCCUCAGCAAGUCUCAAAUGAUAUGCGCAAGACAAGAGAUGAGCAGAAUAGAAGGUUGUUUGAACGAGACGGGUGGUUGACUAAGAGCCAA
This is a messenger RNA of Pocillopora meandrina, 1374 nucleotides long. Lineage: Eukaryota; Metazoa; Cnidaria; Anthozoa; Scleractinia; Pocilloporidae. The record is from the annotation of a GenBank genome assembly.